UGAGUGAGGACCUAGCGAGAAGUCCCUCGGCAACUUCGUGCUAACUGCAAUACAGAGCACAGACGACUCAGAUAGAAGACGUAUCCUCUUAAACCAAAAAAAAAGGACAAAGGAUUCAUAAAUUUUGAUCCGAUCGUAUAAAAAUUGUAUAGGUGAAGAUGAGUAAGCACUACGACAAUUGGGAGAGGCUGGUGGUGGCAGUGCUGCGCCGACAGCACGACCGGGAGAUAGCCCUGUGUCGUUCAACGAAUUCCAGCGCAUUCAGCUCUCGAUCUUCCAGUUUUAGCCGUGAAUUUUACGAUCAGCUACACGGUGCCAUCAUCAAGUACUCCAACAACCAAAGUUUUCCAUUUUCCUCGCCAACUGCGGUGAGCAAUAGCCUUGCCAGCGAUCAAGAUGGGGGAGAGACAGAGACAACAACAGAAAGGAAAAAAAAGUUUCCUCAGCUCAAACGGCGCCAAACGACACCAGCAAGUUGGCAACGACCUUCUUCAGCGAGCAAGUCUCGCUUCUUGAAUCCGUCACGAUCCAAGAACACGUAUAUAAAUUAUGCUCCUCCAUCUCGUCCAUCAUGGUGCAAGCAGAGCUACUUGGAAGAUGAAAGGAAUGGGAAGAAAAGUUAUAUGGUGGGAGCAAAAGAUCUGACCAUUGCUUUUGGAAACGACUCGAGGAAUUGGGAAUGGAGAUUUGAAGAUGAUUCUAGGGAGGUGGCGGAGCUGUGUUCAUCGUGGACGCUUGACGUUGGAGCAAAGAUGGGAGCAGGAGUGCUGAAGGCGCGGAGUGUGUACGCAGCGUAUCUGGUGUACAAACUGGGGGAGACAGCGGAGGGGUUGGAGACGGCCAAGGGGUUAAUCAGGUUCGUGGAAGAUAAUUCGGAUAUGGAGGGUGUGGGAGAACGAGUGGUGCAUCUGCAUCCUGGCGGGGGGGAGAGAGGGGAGGGGUGGAUGGAGGUGGAGAUUGGAUUCUUCUACGUUGGAAGAGAAGACGGAGCAGUGGAGGCGCGGUUGCUGGAGACCAAGAGAUGGAAAUGUGGGCUUAUUGUUCAAGGCAUUGUGUUCCGACCUUGUUCUACCAAUCCACGAACACCUCUUCUUUCUAGUAAAUUCAAGUCCACUCCAGUGUUAGCGUAGACUACACCCACACGUGCCACACCUCUUGUUUUGUGGUGGCCUCAAAGUUUAAAUCAUCUUAUAAAUUGGUGAGAAUUUAUACGGAGUAUAUUUUUAAUUUUAUGGUUGGAAGUUGGAACAAACUUUAAUUUUAUUUGA
Messenger RNA from Salvia hispanica, 1268 nucleotides. Its product is annotated as F-box protein PP2-B1-like. NCBI's taxonomy places the organism in Eukaryota, Viridiplantae, Streptophyta, Magnoliopsida, Lamiales, Lamiaceae. The record is from RefSeq and is a predicted model, not a curated record. Gene Ontology annotation, molecular function: manganese ion binding.